Dreissena polymorpha is the source of this 2426-nucleotide messenger RNA. RefSeq names its product barrier-to-autointegration factor-like. Lineage: Eukaryota; Metazoa; Mollusca; Bivalvia; Myida; Dreissenidae. Gene Ontology annotation, molecular function: DNA binding. The transcript has 3 exons. The record is from RefSeq and is a predicted model, not a curated record. Bases 177 to 449 code for a protein of 90 amino acids.
CCUCAAUCUGUUUACAGUUGUCGCCCUUGUGUGCGGUUUUCCAAAAUAUUGCGCGCAAAUAGUCUUAAAAUAUCAAUGACUUUUUGCUGACAAGUGAAAACGAAAACAAUCUCAGCUGUGUCUUGGAAAGUUAAUUAUCGGGUCAUUUAUAAAGAAAGUAGAUAAGAUUGCACAAAAUGUCAUCCACAUCACAGAAGCACAAAAAUUUUGUCUCUGAGCCGAUGGGAGACAAGCCAGUCACAGAACUAGCUGGCAUUGGUGACGUUCUGGGCGGCAAGCUGGAAGAAGCAGGCUUUGAUAAGGCUUAUGUGGUGUUGGGCCAGUACCUAGUGUUCAGAAAGGACGAGGAGCUGUUCAAGGAAUGGCUCAAAGAUACGACAGGGGCCAACAAGAAACAGCAGAAUGAUUGCUUUGGAUGCCUCAAGGAAUGGUGCGACCAGUUCUUGUAGACAUGAAGCUGGAAAAUGGAAUACGAUUUCAUUUCAGUGUUGUUCUUUUUUAAAUGUAAUUUAUUGUUAUUAGGAUGUAAUGUUUAUCAGUAAUCAGCUAAUUUACGAUGUAAUUUAUAUAGCAUUAGCUUGAUAACUGCAACUUGGUUUGUCAUGCACCUUAUUCAUGGUAUUGUGCGCAGUACUCUUUUGUUUAUGUCAGCUUGUAUCAAUACAGAAUCUUUUAGAUUGUCUAUAAAGAGAUUGCCAGUAUUUGAUUUUAACUAAACUAACUGUUCAUAUGUGCACAUGACUUAUUGAAAUAAACCCUGUUUGGUUUGGUACUAUUCAACAAUGUUGCAUUGUAAAUGUUAUAGCCUUAAAACAUGGUAGAAGUUUGUUUUAAUGUUAAUGCUGGAGUACUUAGAACAAUAAGGAGACUGAAAUAUGCGUGACACUUUUAAGUAUAUGCUUUAUUCAGCACUUAAUAUUUAACACAAAAGCAAUUUUUAACUACACUUGGAGACUUUUCUAACGCAUCACUUAAUCAUAUCAAUAUAGCUCCCUUAUUUUUAAAAUUCCUGAAAAUUUAAUUGAAAUUGAAAAACAACAAAAUAUAAACUUUGACAAAUUUAAAACGUCGCUUCAAAAGUCAAAUUUGCAAACUCGUAUAACGUUCAAUAAUAACAAUGUGAAAAGUAAAAAGCAUAAACCUACACGUCUUAAUAACUUACUGACUUUGCAACAUGCCGAUUGAGCCGUUAUGCUCCUGAAUAUUCAUAUGAGCCAUAUUGUUUUUCUUUAAUUAAUGUUAUGUUUUUUUUGUAUAAAAACUUACCUAGAAUUAUGAAAUUGAAAUUAAAUUGGAAUAACAUGUAUUUUGCCUUUUACUACAAUUGGUGAUUUUUCUAAAGCAACACUUUUAAAACUUACAUAUCUCAGUAAUGAGUAAAUAUUUUUAUUUAAAAUUGCACAUGUGAUCAUUUUACUACAAUAUGUGCAAGCUAACGAUAAAAUCAUUCAUCCGUGACGAUCUGACGCUUUAGCAAGUGGGAAAGGUAGCCUGUAAAAUGCAAAGUGCGCGAUUGCGCUCCUGAAUAUUCACACAAGCUAUAUUGUUUUGUUAAUUAAUUUUAUGUUUUCCUUGUGUAAGAACCCACCUCAAAUAAUUAAAUUGCAAUAAAACUAGUAUUAAAUCGCGUUUCACCAUUUCCACGUUCAAAAAUAUGGAACCACACCUACCCCACGUAAAGCGUCCAAUUGUCGUGGAUGAAUGAUUUUCUCGUGAGCUUGCAUAGAAUGUAGUCAAAGGAUGGUAUGUAAAAUUUUUAAUCAAUACCUUUACUCAUAACUGAGAUAUUCAAAAUUGUAAUGUGAUGCGCUAGAAAGUGUAUUUUUGUAGUGAAAGAUGAAGGCAAGCUUCUUGGUGAGCUUAUAUUGGAUAAGGCUAAGAAUGAUGAUAUAAGAGGAUAAUUGAUUUAUUAUAUAGUUGGCUAAAAAUUGCAUUAAAGCAAAACACUUGGACUCAACAAGUUAUAAGGCACUAAAUGGACAAUGUUGAAAAUUUGGCUUGAAAUGUUGACCAUUUGUGUAGUGCUUGAGUGUGUUCAUACCAAAAUGUUGAAAUAAAUUGUAAGAAAAUUGAGCUCAUCUUUUAACAGCUGCAAUAUACACAAACAGGAAAUUUACAAUUGAACCAUGUAGUACGUGUGGCCAUGUGUAUAUGAUGUUGAUGUAGCUUUACGCACAAUUUAUUGCUGUUAUUUUCAACACAGCUGUUCAUUUGUAUUUGCAAUGGUCAAUUUUUGUUUGUUCAUGUAAAAUAUGGAGACCUAUUGGUACAUAAAUUCUUUAAUAAACAAUUACCAUAAAAAAAAAUAAUUUAGGAUGUCCAAUGUUGAAUGUCUUAUUGUUCAAUUCUGAAUACAUAUAUGAUAAUUAGUUUGGCAUCAGAAAUAUUUUAGUUUUUAAAUGUCAUUAAACUUAUAUUUAAAGCUA